GAUAACAGCUUCAAGUACGGCAAGGUGGAUGGUGCUCAUUCUUACCACGAGGGCGAUGAUGGCGAGUUCUGGAGUAACGUCGACGCCUCCCUCAAGGAGGCCGGUGGCCCUAUUUCAGUUGAACAAAAGGGACUUGCAUGGGCGUUUCUUCCAGCAUUCUUCGCUGGUGUUGCAUUUGGCCUCCCGCCGCAGUGCUCACUCCUUACCAGCUGUGCGCAACCCUCCCUCCGCCCCCCCACAUUCCUCUCCCCCGCCUCCGUGUUUGUCGGACUCCCUUCCCUGUCACUCCACCCCACGGUUCCUCAAUCCUCAUGCGUGGGGCUGGCUCGACUAUUCCGUGUCGCAAAAUCACUCCAAAUACUCGCGUCUGCUCACUCGCAACCCAAACUUGCCUAG
Messenger RNA from Closterium sp. Naga37s-1, 396 nucleotides. Lineage: Eukaryota; Viridiplantae; Streptophyta; Zygnematophyceae; Desmidiales; Closteriaceae. The record is from the annotation of a GenBank genome assembly.